GGGUAACGUGGAUUCCUUUGUAGUCGAGGCCCAGACCAUGUGGGUUUCGUGUCAAUAAAAUUCAUCUGAGAUCAAGUGAUUUUUGUUAUUUGUUGAAAAUAUGGGACGAAAAGCGAAGUUUGAUGGAGGUGUAGUCCCCAGUGGUCCUGGGAGAAAGUCGAAAAAACAAAAAGAUCCGACUUUUCCGAAGGAAUUAAUCGAAAACGAGGAAAAGCAACUCAGUCAUAAGCAGAGGCAGAGAGCACGCAAAAGAGAAGCGAAAAAAGUUGAGAAGGAGCGGAAGAAGAGUGAACCUAGGGCAAAGAAGCCGAGGAAGGUCGAGGAGAUUGUUGAGAAUGAGUCUGAGGAGUUGAGUGAAGAUGACGACGACUCUGGAGUAGCUGAAGAAACCACAAAGCCAGGUUCCUUCGUCCUGCGUAAACCCAGGGGAUCAGACUCUGAAUCAUCAUCAGAGGACGAGGAAGAGGAAAAAUCCCAAAACCAAGAAACCUCUGACGACGAUGACGACAAUCAGGAUGACGAUGACGAUCUGCUUCCCAUCGAGCGUCAAGCCAAGAAGCUCAAACGUCAGACGAAGAUCGACGCAGCCCUGGAUGCAGCCGAGACCGAGGAAAUGGCCUCCCAAUUUGUCUUUGAAUUUCCCACUGAAUCCGAAUUGCAGGAGGUCACGAGCAUAAAGGACAUUCAGGCUCGAAUAAAGGACGUGAUCAUGGUCCUGAAUGAUUUCAAACGCUUCCGUGAUCCUAGCAGACCCCGAUCAGAGUACCUGGCUCUCCUGAAAUCCGAUCUCUGCGCCUACUACAGCUACAACACCUUCUUGAUGGAAAAACUAAUGCAAAUUUUCCCGCUGUCUGAACUCGUGGAGUUCCUCGAGGCCUCGGAGGUCCAGCGACCCAUGACCCUCAGAACAAACACCCUCAGAACCCGCAGGAGGGACCUUGCACAGGCCCUGAUAAAUCGCGGGGUCAACCUGGACCCCAUUGGGAAGUGGACGAAAGUUGGACUCGUUGUUUACUCAUCACAAGUGCCCAUGGGGGCAACUCCAGAAUAUCUCGCAGGUCACUACAUCCUCCAGGGUGCAUCGAGUUUCCUGCCAGUGAUGUCUCUGGAUCCCAAGGAAAACGAGAGGAUCUUGGACAUGUGUGCAGCUCCAGGUGGCAAGUCUUCUCACAUCGCAGCCCUGAUGAAAAACACAGGUGUCCUAUUCUCAAACGACGUCAAUCAGGAUCGAGUGAAGGCUGUCAUUGGUAAUUUCCACAGGCUGGGAAUCGUCAACUCAGUUAUCUGUAGUCACGAUGGUCGAAAGAUACCAGGGAUCAUCAAGGGCUUCGACAGGGUACUCCUGGACGCCCCCUGCACUGGCACAGGGGUUGUCGCCAAAGAUCCAAGUGUCAAGACGAAUAAGGACGAGGUGGAUGUCCAGAGGUGCUGUACACUUCAGAGAGAAUUGUUACUGGCUGCCAUUGACUCUGUCAAUGCCAAAUCUGAGUCUGGUGGUAUCAUUGUUUACUCAACUUGCUCGAUACUCCCUGAGGAGAACGAGUGGAUCGUUGAUUAUGCAUUGAAGAAGAGGGACGUCAAGGUAAUAUCGACUGGACUUGAAUUUGGGGAAGAAGGAUUCACAAAUUACAGACAACACAGGUUUCAUCCAUCACUGAAGCUCACCAGGAGAUUCUAUCCUCAUGUGCACAAUAUGGACGGCUUCUUCGUCGCCAAACUAAAGAAAUUCUCCAAUAUCAUCCCCAAGAGGGACAGGGGAGAGAAGGAGGGAGAGGUUACUGAGGAAAAUGAAUGAUUUAUUGGAUUAAUUGCAUUUUUUUACGUCGUCUUGCUGUACAUAAGAAUUUUACCUGGGGAAUCAGGGGAAGAUCACCUCCAGCUGCUUCUCGCAGAGACGUUUCAUCUUGUCUAGAAAUAAUUUUGAUUUUAUGAUAAUGAUCCAGUUGUUUUGUAAUAAAAUUUUGUGGUGGA
Messenger RNA from Diachasmimorpha longicaudata, 1971 nucleotides. RefSeq names its product probable 28S rRNA (cytosine(4447)-C(5))-methyltransferase. Lineage: Eukaryota; Metazoa; Arthropoda; Insecta; Hymenoptera; Braconidae. The transcript is spliced from 4 exons. Gene Ontology annotation, cellular component: nucleolus. Gene Ontology annotation, biological process: rRNA base methylation; maturation of LSU-rRNA. The coding region runs from base 101 to 1795 and encodes 564 amino acids. The record is from RefSeq and is a predicted model, not a curated record. Gene Ontology annotation, molecular function: RNA binding; rRNA (cytosine-C5-)-methyltransferase activity.